Molecule: messenger RNA, 1785 nt
Organism: Grammomys surdaster
Lineage: Eukaryota; Metazoa; Chordata; Mammalia; Rodentia; Muridae
Gene: Cry2
Product: cryptochrome circadian regulator 2
Exons: 11
Coding region: 7-1785 (592 amino acids)
Biological process (GO): negative regulation of DNA-templated transcription; entrainment of circadian clock by photoperiod; circadian regulation of gene expression
Cellular component (GO): nucleus; cytoplasm
Molecular function (GO): DNA binding; FAD binding
Source: RefSeq, a predicted model, not a curated record
GCUACGAUGGCGGCAGCUGCUGUGGUGGCAGCUACGGUCCCCGCGCAGUCGAUGGGCGCGGACGGCGUGUCCUCGGUGCACUGGUUCCGCAAAGGACUACGGCUCCACGACAACCCCGCGCUGCUAGCUGCCGUGCGCGGGGCGCGCUGUGUGCGCUGCGUCUACAUCCUCGACCCGUGGUUCGCGGCCUCCUCGUCUGUGGGCAUCAACCGAUGGAGGUUCCUACUGCAAUCUCUAGAAGAUCUGGACACAAGCUUAAGAAAGCUGAAUUCUCGUCUGUUUGUAGUCCGGGGACAGCCAGCUGAUGUGUUCCCAAGGCUGUUCAAGGAAUGGGGGGUGACCCGCUUGACCUUUGAAUAUGACUCUGAACCCUUUGGGAAAGAACGGGAUGCAGCCAUUAUGAAGAUGGCCAAGGAGGCCGGUGUGGAGGUGGUGACUGAGAACUCUCACACCCUCUAUGACCUAGACAGAAUCAUCGAACUGAAUGGGCAGAAACCACCCCUUACCUACAAGCGCUUUCAGGCCCUCAUCAGCCGUAUGGAGCUGCCCAAGAAGCCAGUGGUGGCUGUCAGCAGCCAGCAGAUGGAAAGCUGCAGAGCUGAGAUCCAGGAGAACCAUGAUGACACCUAUGGUGUGCCUUCCCUAGAGGAACUGGGAUUCCCCACCGAAGGACUCGGCCCAGCUGUUUGGCAAGGAGGAGAGACAGAAGCUCUAGCCCGCCUGGAUAAGCACUUGGAACGGAAGGCCUGGGUUGCCAACUAUGAGAGACCUCGGAUGAAUGCCAAUUCCUUGCUGGCCAGCCCCACAGGCCUCAGCCCCUACCUGCGCUUUGGAUGCCUCUCCUGCCGCCUCUUCUACUACCGCCUGUGGGACUUGUACAAGAAGGUGAAGAGGAACAGCACACCCCCCCUCUCCUUAUUUGGACAACUCCUGUGGCGAGAAUUCUUCUACACAGCAGCCACCAACAACCCCAGGUUUGACCGAAUGGAGGGGAACCCCAUCUGCAUCCAGAUCCCCUGGGACCGCAACCCCGAAGCCCUGGCCAAGUGGGCCGAGGGCAAGACAGGCUUCCCCUGGAUUGACGCCAUCAUGACCCAGCUGAGGCAGGAGGGCUGGAUCCACCACCUGGCCCGGCACGCCGUGGCCUGCUUCCUCACCCGCGGGGACCUCUGGGUCAGCUGGGAGAGCGGGGUCCGGGUAUUUGACGAGCUGCUCCUGGAUGCAGAUUUCAGCGUGAACGCAGGCAGCUGGAUGUGGCUGUCCUGCAGCGCUUUCUUCCAACAGUUCUUCCACUGCUACUGCCCUGUGGGCUUCGGCCGACGUACGGACCCUAGUGGGGACUACAUCCGGCGAUACCUGCCCAAAUUGAAAGGGUUCCCCUCCCGAUACAUCUAUGAGCCCUGGAAUGCCCCCGAGUCAGUUCAGAAGGCCGCCAAGUGCAUCAUUGGCGUGGACUACCCACGGCCCAUCGUCAAUCAUGCAGAGACUAGUCGGCUCAACAUUGAGCGGAUGAAGCAAAUCUACCAACAGCUGUCGCGAUACCGGGGACUCUGUCUGCUGGCAUCUGUCCCUUCCUGUGUGGAAGACCUCAGUCACCCUGUGGCAGAGCCUGGUUCUAGCCAGGCUGGGAGCAUCAGCAGCACAGGCCCCAGACCACUAUCCAGUGGCCCAGCUUCCCCCAAACGCAAGCUAGAAGCAGCUGAGGAACCUCCUGGUGAAGAACUGAGCAAGCGGGCUAGAGUGACAGAGAUGCCUGCCCAAGAGCCACCAAGCAAGGACUCCUGA